Ostreobium quekettii is the source of this 2235-nucleotide messenger RNA. The record is from the annotation of a GenBank genome assembly. Lineage: Eukaryota; Viridiplantae; Chlorophyta; Ulvophyceae; Bryopsidales; Ostreobiaceae.
AUGUCUCGCUCCAGCCGUGGCGACGGCCGCAGCCCGGGCGGCACCAGCCGAUCGGCCGAACCCCCCGGCCCCGAUCUGGACCUCUCCCCCCAGCGCGGGCCGCCGAUCGCGGAUCAGGGUGCCUUCCCGGGGCUGGGAGAACAGGGCGGCAUGCCGGCGGUGUUCGGCGGGCUGUGGACGCGGACGUCGGGCGGGGAGGAGGGGGGAUCGGGAGCCCAAGGGAGCGGGGCGCAUCGCGGGGAUGCGGGCAAGGCGGAGUGGGAGAGGGCCGCGAACACGUCGGCGGAGGCGGGGCACGCAGGGAGGAGGACCUCAAGCACCUUUGAAAGGCGGCGAAGGAAGCGCAUCCCCACACUUUUGCGCAAACGAAGUUCGACAGAACCAGGCUCACCCUGCCGUCCACAUCGCCCAAGCUUUCGUGUUCAGCCCAUUCAUGAUGAAGCCACCUUUGUGAGCUGUGAGCUGAAUGGGCCAUUCCGCCCCAGGAGCACCUCUCCAUCUGGCGGCUUUUUUGACCACAACUGGUCAGAGUCCACGAGCCCAAGCACAAGCUGCACUGGUGUCGUGCAGGGAACUGCAUUCAGUGGCCCUGUGGAGGGUGCCACUGGCGCUGAGGACCAUAUGCUGAGGGUUGACUCUCUGGGCAUGUCUCAGGAAGUGGCUGAUACAGCAGCUCAGGUGGCGAUGGGAAAGGAAGGGCCAGCAGAUCCCAAGAAGCCUUCCCACCUUGUGAUCGACACUUCCAAAAAGCAUCCAUCACCGUUUAUGGUGCUUGACGAGCGUGAGGAUGCUGGGGCACUGGUGGCAGCUAGCAAGAGCACAGACUGUGGCGGGAUGGGCAGCGCUGGAUUCUCAUUUCCUGUGACGCCGCAGUCUGAGGAGAUCGUCUCGUUCGUCUCUGUGGACACCCAGGCCUCAAUUCCCUUCAAUUCACUUACCAUUGAGGAUGGCCAUUUCUCCCCGUUCCUGUCAAUAGACAGUCACACACAGGCAUCAGGAUGGAACUCUCCUGAUGGGGCUGAGGGCCAAAAUGGUCACAGGCCCUCUGCAGAAGUUGCUCGAACAGAUGAAGCAGGUGCUCAUGAAUCAGUUCGCGAACCCUCAGAGAUGGAGUACUCACCGGGAAACUACCCCGAGACUGCGCAGCAAUUCGGCAGAGGGAAUGUUGUGGAUGACUCAUGGGAGGUCAUCAACCUGAAAGUGUACCACAAAAAGGGUGCCACAGGCUUCGAAAUGUCCAAAAAUCUGCAGGUGAGGAGAGGUGACAUAGUGGCAGGUCGCUAUCGUGUCAUCAACGAACUUGACACAGCGGCCUUCAGCUACGCAGUGUCAGCAGAAGACCUGAAGUCUGGCAAUUAUGUGUGUCUGAAGAUCAUCAAGAAUAACAAGGAUUAUUUUGAUCAGAGCCUUGAUGAGAUAAAGUUGCUUCGAAUGAUCAAUACCCACGAUCCAAACGAUGAGGCGGGCAUUGUCCGCAUGUACGAUUUCUUCUACUACAAAGAACACCUCAUAAUCGUUUUUGAGCUGCUGAACAACAAUCUGUACGCCAUGCAUCGGAGGAGCAUCCGCGAUGGUUUGCCCACAUACUUCACACUGCAGAACAUCCAGUCUAUCGCCCGCCAGAUUUUGCGUGCAACUGCCUUCUUGCACUCACUGAACAUCAUCCAUGCAGACCUCAAGCCUGAAAAUGUCCUCAUGCAGAUGUUGGAGCCCUGUCGUGUCAAGAUAAUCGACCUGGGCUCUUCCUGCUUCACCACCGACCACCUUGGAUCGUACAUUCAAUCCCGAGCGUACCGUGCGCCAGAGGUCAUCCUUGGGCUGCCGUACUGCGAGAAGAUCGAUGUCUGGUCAAUCGGCUGCAUCGUGGCCGAGAUGGCAACGGGCUAUGCCCUAUUUCAGAGCGACUAUGCCGGUGGCGUCCUGGCGUGCAUAGAGAGCCUGCUGGGCCCCCUGCCCGCCCUGAUGCAGGCGGAGGGCAAGUACAGCAGCAACUACUACACGCGGUCGGGGCGGAUAUACCACCAGAACCCCUCAACGCAGCAGUACGAAGUGCUGCAGCCGCUUCAGACGGACCUCAGGAGCUGCCUGGAGACAGACGACCAGCUGUUCUUGGACUUUCUGUCCUUCUUGUUGGUGGUGGACCCGUCGGAGAGGCCCUCACCAGAGGACGCUCUCAGUCACCCCUGGCUUCAAGCGGAGGUUGGAGGGCCCCCUCAGAUGAGCUCAGGCUUUUGA